Molecule: messenger RNA, 1404 nt
Organism: Salvelinus sp. IW2-2015
Lineage: Eukaryota; Metazoa; Chordata; Actinopteri; Salmoniformes; Salmonidae
Product: cAMP-responsive element modulator
Biological process (GO): regulation of transcription by RNA polymerase II
Cellular component (GO): nucleus; ATF4-CREB1 transcription factor complex
Molecular function (GO): DNA-binding transcription factor activity, RNA polymerase II-specific; RNA polymerase II cis-regulatory region sequence-specific DNA binding
Source: RefSeq, a predicted model, not a curated record
CCAAUCCAAUGUUUUAAAAAGCCAUACAAAUAAUCUUAACUUUUUGGGGUUGGUAAUAUGAACACAUUUGAGUAGCAACUCAAACCUUUUGUUGGACCAAAAAAACACAAAAGCAAUACAGUGUAGGGGGAGGACUCAUAGAGCAAUGCAUGUCAUCAUUGACAUCAGGAGGCAAAUGAUGUCAUAGUGAUGUCAAUGCCCUUAAUUGUGAUUGCACACAUAGCUGGUGGUUUUGGAAACAUUUCUGUUAGAGAGCUGAGAUAAAGGGUUUCUUUUGGACCUCUUAAGAACAGAUAUGGCUGUUGCUGGGGAUGAGACUGAGUCAGCUUCCACUGGUGACAUGUCAGGCUACCAGAUCUGCACUCCCACCUCCAGCCUGCCCCAGGGCGUUGUGAUGGCUGGCUCACCAGGCUCUCUGCACAGCCCCCCACACGUGGCUGACGAGACCACACGCAAGAGACAACUCCGCCUCAUGAAGAACAGGCAGGCAGCCAAAGAGUGCCGGCGGAGGAAGAGAGAGUAUAUUCGCUGUCUGGAGACUCGCCUCACCAUGCUGGAGGCCCAGAACAAGAAGCUCAUGGAUGAGCUAAACUACUUUAAGGAAAUGUAUGGGAUUAAGUCGAGUCAGUAACAGUACAGCAUACUGUACAUACACGCCCUGUAGAGACAUGUUYUUUAUGCCUAUCAUAACCAGCUACUGUAUAUAACAUUCCACAGUAAUGUGUUUAUUUUCAAUAAAAUAUGCAAUAUCAAAACACAAUGCCUAUGGUUGUGGCAUUUGCUUUUAAAUUGUUUUAAACAUUCUCAUCGAAGAUCUGUUAUUUGAAAAUGUAUCAGACAAAAUGCUCCCAGAGGUUUAUCUUGAAUGACAAGUGGAGUCUCAGGCCUGCACAUAUAGCAAUGUAUAGGCAUUAUUUUGUAGAGACUAGGGCUUGUAUAGAGAGCUCUCUCUUAAAUGACAUUUUACAAAGAAACUAACCAGCAUAUAUUACUGUUCUAUAAGAGGGAUAAAAAAUACAAAAUAAAAAGUUUAUUGUACUAUUUCAUGAAUAUUUAUUUAGUUGUUUUUUAUUGUUAGAAAUCUUAAAUGCUUCAUGCACAGUGCUUUUUUGUUUUACAUUUCUGUAUUUAAUCUUCGUAAAGAGACGUUUUAUUGGUUGAAUGUAAAUMAAUAUAUACCCUGAUGUCACAAAGCACAAACCUGCCGAGAUUUUGUUCAUAGUUCAUGUGUUUGUAAUGUUGUUAAAAGUUUGUCUAAAACAAUUCAGCUAAGUUAACCCAUGACCCUUCUUGAAUGUAUUUCUCUAAUCUGCACUAUUGUUCAAAUUCAAGUAUAUUGUUUUGUAAGUGAAAAACUCCUUAUAAUGCUUUGAUAUCAAUUUGAUUAUCAAAUAAAKUGUUUUA